Molecule: messenger RNA, 903 nt
Organism: Vitis vinifera (wine grape)
Lineage: Eukaryota; Viridiplantae; Streptophyta; Magnoliopsida; Vitales; Vitaceae
Exons: 1
Coding region: 1-903 (300 amino acids)
Source: RefSeq, a predicted model, not a curated record
AUGGCAAACCAGCCUCUCCCAUCUCGGCCAUGGUUCAUCCUGGGUUCCAUGAGGCCGGUAGCCCCACCCCCAGCGCCUGAUGCUCAGCCUCAGCCUCAGGCUCAACCUCCUGCCCCUCGUCCUAUUUUUCGACCCACAUUUGGUCAGGCAUUUAAGCCUUCAACCCAGCCUCAGCAGCCGCCACCACCACCACCGCCUGCUGCUACUGCAGCUCCAGUUUUCCGGGUUGGGAAUAUUUCAUCAGUUCCAUCUUAUCCGAGUGAGAAAACCACACUUCCUUCUGAGAAAAUCAAAACGCCUGCUCCUCCCCCAUCUCCUCUAACUAUGCCUCCUGCCCACGUAAAAUUCACUCCUGAGCCGAUUGAGCAGAAGACCAUGCUCAUCGGAAAGCCCAUCCCGCCACUCAAGCCCUCCAAUGGUGGACUGCAAAAGGACGUGGGCGACACUGCGAAGCCAAGCUUUGUCCCUGACUACGAGAAGCGUGAGAAGACCAAGGACAUGGAGACCGGAGACCACAAAGGUAAUCAUAAGAAAGCACACUCUAAGGACGACAGCAUGAAGAUUAUAACAAUUGUAGGAGACAACAAGGGAGCUAUAAUGGAGCUAAGCCUCGCCAGCAAGAAACACGACCCCGAAGGAGACUCCAACACACUCAUCAAGACCAACCCCAAAACUUCGUGGGGCAGCAAAUUAGGAAGCGACGACAGUAGCAGCGUCAAAGAGGAGUCAGAAAGGAUGGAGAAAAUUCAAAACAAAAUGGGGACCCCCUCAUCACCCAUGAAUGCAUUUAUGAACAGCAAUGUUCAAGCCGUUAACAACUCCAUUCUCUUCAACACCUCUUGCACCAGCCAUGAUCCUGGCGUCCGUGUUUUCUUCUCUCAUGGUGAUGGGCAAAAUAACUAG